Messenger RNA from Brassica rapa (field mustard), 3930 nucleotides. RefSeq names its product phospholipase A2-beta. The record is from RefSeq and is a predicted model, not a curated record. Gene Ontology annotation, molecular function: A2-type glycerophospholipase activity; calcium ion binding; lipid binding. Lineage: Eukaryota; Viridiplantae; Streptophyta; Magnoliopsida; Brassicales; Brassicaceae. Gene Ontology annotation, biological process: phospholipid metabolic process; pollen germination; arachidonate secretion.
AUAACACUAAGUGGUGAUGAGUUUUCCGCACAGCCUCUGCAAAUGCUGAUUACAAACGUCACAGUGGUGAAGUUCUUGAUUAAACUCCAUCCCGCAAAGAAGGCACUUCUUGUCUGCGUAACCAGGUGCUUCAUCGCCUGUAAGAAACUUGAGUGGGUGUUCAGGGUGAGAAGUGUGAUAUUCUUCUAGAGAGAUCUUGGUACAUUUCACAUGGAAGAACAACUCGCACUGAUGGCACUCGUAAUAUUGCUUGAAUUCAAGAACUUCAGAGCUGCACACUUUGCAGUUUCUUGUACUUUGAGACAACUCAGACCCCACUCCAUUAGAGAGUACAAGCUGAUGCUCAUGCGUGUCGGUGUUUUCGAGAGUAAGGGGUGGUGAUGGUCUCCACGCACAACCCAAAUCCAACUUGAAAUCGCAUAUGGAACAGAAGUAACCAGUGUCAAACCAAACUUGACACAGACUACAAAUGGAUGAUUGGAAUUUUCGGACAAGCUUGAGAGGAUGAUCAGGAUGGGAAGAGUGGUUGAUGUCUGGCAAGGACUCGGCACACUCUUUAUAAAACAAAGUGUCGCACCCCAACUCAUUGCAACGAUAGCCUCCAUAUAUGUAACCAUGAGACCAGCAACCUUUACAUCGACCAUGGGAAAAUCGAGUGAGAGGUAACAAAGGAUGGUUGUGAACUGGUAAAUCUACUUUUUCCAUGCUGAGUUUUGAACUUUCAAGAUCUUCUCUUGGAGACUAGUUUAUCAAAAAAAGUCUUCGUAGAACUAUUUCCCUAGAAUUUUAAGCAAAUAAUAAUAAUAAUAAACUACUCUUUCCUAGAAAAUAGAUAUGGUGUUUCAACGACCUUUAUAGACGACAGCUAAGAAUUCAUUUUAUUCUCACUUUAAAGUUUUGUAUGGUGCCAGUCCAUAUCUUUGUUGUCCUGUCACCAACCGACACUAGCUAAAGAAAAUAUGUAUUACAAAAUAUUAAGUCAUAGGAGUGGACACAGAAUAGAUAUCUGAAAUUUUAAAGAUAUAAAAGGUUUUGACCCGACUUUAAAAGGACAUUUAUAUUUUUUGUUUUACAAUUUUUUAAAAAUUUUAAGUUUAUAUUUAUUUUUAGUCAUAUUUGUGUUUUUUGUAUAAUAUUUUUCUUAAACAAUUAAUAAAAAACUUUAAUGAUUGUAUUAAAAUAAUUGGACUACAUGUUCUUGUUUUAAUAGAAUAGAUGUGAUCCGUUUCGCUCUGUACGCAUAAUCGAUCUGUCAAACUGUUAUUCCUUUGGUUUGAUGUAAUAAACACUUAUACACUCUGUAAUGAACAUAGUUUUAUCAGAUAAUAUAGUCCACAAACACAAUCAGAUGUCACUAUGAGGACUUGCCAAGCUAUUAUUUAACAGGAAACGUAUCAAAUGUCACUGAUUCACUAAAAAAUCACCCGAUAUCCUCUUCUAUGGCAUCCCCAUUCUAUAUAUAAUAGUCUUUAAGACCGUGAAAUAAAAUAUGUGUCUAGACCAACGUAACAAUAUGCAUAUUAGUUCCAUCUUCUCGCAGGUUCAUUGGUGUUUUAAGAACGAAAAUUUCUCAUCCUUUGCUUUAAAUUGAGACCAGCGUAGAGCCACUGAGCCACCAAUAUUCCAGCGAGACGCUAUUUGAUAUUGUAUGACUUUUCAUUGCAUACAUAAUGUAUUCAUCAAAACAUAAUACAACAUCCUCUAGAACUAUGAUACAUUCGAAGCUUUCUUACAUUUCGAAACAAAUCAAAACAUCAACUUCGUCCUUGGGAAGCUUAAUAAUGAAAGUGUGGUAUGCUUCUGAACUAUUCUCAUCGAUACAACCGAGACUGAUGAGUGAUGACCAACUCGCAUUGAUGACUUUUAUAAAAAUGUUUCCAGCUUUUAUGGGGAUGGCCACACCCUUUGCAGUCUCUAACUAACUAUAAAACAAACUAACUAUACGAAGGGUUAAGUACAAACAGAAAGCGAAACUAGAUAAUAGGAGCAAAACACCCAAUUAAUAAGAACCGCCGAAGAAGUAAGGAUAGGAUAGAAGCGCAUCGGGGAGAGGUCUUUUUUUAUAUCUAGUUUUUGUCUCAGUAAAAGGAAAUUACGAAAAGGAACUAAGAAAAAAAGAUAAAAUAAAUUCUAAUAGCAAAAAGAGAUGUACGCUGCAUUGGAGGGUUUCCACAAAAUACAAAUAUUAUAGAGUUUAUAGGAUUAGGAUUGGGAAGUUUACGUGAUUUAAGAUUCAGUAGAAUUUAAUUGAAUUUAAAGAAUUUUUAUGGGAGUUUAAAACAAAAAUAAAAAUAGAUUUCGUAGGGUAUCUUUAAAAUAUUUCAAAAUAUAAUUAUUUUAAAAAAAUAUUGAAGCUAAAAGAGAAAAUUUAACAGAUAUUGCACCCAUUAACCCAAAAAUUAACAAAUUCACCAACUAACAAAAAUCACAUUUUCUCUCCUCUUUUUCUUCCUAUCUCUCUCUAUCUUCCCUCUAAAAAUCUAAUUUUGAUUUUUUGUUAUUCUAGAAAUAACCUCAAAAUUUAAUAUAUUUAUAACUUUUGUUUUUGUAUUUAUCUUAGUUGACUCGAUAUAAUAUUUUAGUGAUAUAUUUGGCGAGAAAGCAGGAAGAGGAUCCAAUGAUUUCUCAAGGAGACUCAUUAUUUUCGAAGACUAAGGACGAUCAAUCAAAUCCAGAAGCUUCUAUCUACUAGCUGUAGAGACGAUGAUGAUUAGCUCUUCUUCUAUGCGUGUCGCGGCUGCUUUCCUCCUUGUCCUCCUCUUCCUCGUCGACGUUGUUUGCAGCGAGGAGUGCACAAGAACAUGCAUUGCGCAGAAUUGUGACACACUUUCUAUUCGGUACGGGAAGUAUUGUGGGAUUGGACACUCUGGAUGUCCUGGUGAGGAACCUUGUGAUGAUCUUGAUGCUUGUUGUAUGGUCCAUGACAACUGCGUUGAGGUGAAUGGUAUGACUAACAUAAGCUGCCAUAAGAAGUUCAAGCAAUGCCUAAACAGGCUUAGCAAAUCGAUAAAGCAAUCGAAAAACAAAAAGGUUGGUUUUUCCAAACAAUGCCCUUACUCACAAGUCAUACCAACUAUGAAUCAAGGAAUGGAUAUCGGCAUCAUGUUCAGUCAACUAGGCAAUGAUCUCAGAACCGAGCUCUGAGUUUUGCUGCGCAUUUACUCUUGGCCUAAGAGGAGGCCAUCACAUUGAGACUUGGUAGUUUUAGAAGAUUCUUUGGUAGUGAUGAUGAUUAAUUGUAUUACUAUUGCCAUUGCAAAUCGCUGCUAGAUUAGCUUAAUUCAAACACCUUUGGAUGAUUUAUGACACAUUUUAUUCUUGGAAACUAUAAGCAGCUGAUGUGACUUGCUAGUAUUGAUCAGAAAAGUCUUUUCUAUUCUUAAGGUCAAUAAAUGAAUUACGAUCAUGAUACAUUGAUACUGUAAUUGUGCCUUCUAACACUGGCUACAAUGAUUAUGUUGUAUCCAUAUUGGUUAUCUAUUUCUAAGUUGAUGUUAUUUAAGAAAUAUUCCUAAAUAUAAAGAUGUUUAGGUAGAACACACACAUAUUAAAAAAACUACUUUUAGUCUAGAAAAUAUUAUUAAAACUAUAAAUUAAUGGUAUUCAACCAAUUACAAAAUACUCACUCUAGUCCGGAAAGAAAGAUUUUUUUAGAGUAUCCAUGUAUAUUAAGAAAAAAAUUAAUUUUUUACAAUUGAAUUUAUUAUUUAUUAUACUAUACAUUUUUCAAUAAAUAUCAACCAAUUCAAAUAUUUUCAAUUAAUAUUUCUUAAAAGUAUUCAAUUUUCAACAUUAACUACUAAAAGUACCUUAAAAUUUUAGAAAAUCUAUCAUUUUGGAACAAAAAAUAAAUAUAGAAAAUCCUAUUUCCGGGAACAGAAGGAGUAAACUAUUAAAAUAUGAUUGGGUACACAUUUUACUUUAUACCUA